Blepharisma stoltei is the source of this 1978-nucleotide messenger RNA. Lineage: Eukaryota; Ciliophora; Heterotrichea; Heterotrichida; Blepharismidae. The record is from the annotation of a GenBank genome assembly.
AUGAUGCUUGUCCAGGACUACAGAUUCAAACAUAGAAAUGACAAAUUUCUGCAAGGAUUUAAUGAAGAAGAAAUGAAAAUCAAGCACGAGAACUUUAAUGUCGAGCUCAGAAGAAACAAGAGAGUUGAAAAAAUGAUGAAGAAAAGGAAAAUAAUAUCAGAAAACGCUGCGGAUAAAGAACAAGAAAAUUUGUAUAGGAGUGUAAGCCAAGAUUUGCAGAGUUACUCUGCAGGACUUUCAGACAGGAAUUUGAGUGAUUUCGACAAGUUAAGCAGACUGACUGAAAUAAUUCAUAGUGAUCCGCCUAUGAAUGUGCUUGCAGCUGCUUUGACAGCUAUAAGGAUCAUGAUAUCUGUAGAUAGCCCACCUGAUAUGGGGAUUCUUAUUCAUUUGGAUUUCCCUUUAAAGUGUAUAUCACUGCUCGACUAUUCUAAUGGUGCUGCUGUUGUAAGUGAAGCAGCUUGGACAAUAUGCAAUAUGGUUUCAGGUAAGCAUGAAUAUGCUGAGGUUUUAGUAAAUUUAAGUGUAAUUCAAAGACUUAUUAGGAUUAUUUCACCUGAUUAUCCAUUAGUGUGUGAGCAUGCAGUUUGGGCUAUAAGUAACCUUUGUGGAGAUUGUAUAGAAUUUGCUGAAGAAGUGCUAGAAAAUGGGUAUUUAGAAAAAAUCAUGAAAAUUAAGCAUAUUUGGACUUCACAAAAUAUGGAGCUUGCAUCAUUGAUUAAUUGGAGCAUCCACAAUAUUUCAUUAAGAGCAAAGGAUCUGAAUCCAAUUGGUAUCAUAAAUGUUAUAGAGAUUGUUAAAGAAUUGAUAGUAAUUGACAAUUUACAAAUUUUUCAUAGCUGCCUAUGCGUUUUAUCAAAUAUUGCGAACCUAGAUAAUGAGAAAAUUCAAUUAAUUGUGGAUAAUGAGUUUCAUAUAUAUGGGUUUGAAGGACUGAAAUCAAACCAAAAUUGCAUUAUUUAUGACAGUUUAAAGUUUCUUGGCAUUAUUUGCUCAGGAAAUCAUGAUCAAACACAAGUAAUUAUUGAUCUUGGGAUCUUGGAUAUUAUUGAAACUUUGAUUGAUAAUGAGUGCAAUCAGAUAGAUGAUGAGAUUUAUUUUACUCUCGCCAAUAUCGCUGCAGGAAACAGCAGCCAGCUUGAACUAUUGCAAAAUCAUAGAAUUUUUAAGCGAGCUAUAAAAGGUCUAGCUCAUAAUUCUCCGAAAUCUCGAAAAGAAGCAAGUUUUCUAUUUUCAAACUUCUGCAAGCAAGCUAAAAAUUUCAAUAAAUUAGAGCUUGUAGAGUUAAAUAUUUUUUCAUCACUAUCUCAGGCAUUAGACUUUAAUGAUCCUGAUAUCACAAAGAAAUAAAUGACGACGUUAACGAAAAUAGGAGUCCGAGGUUCACCUCCUGAUUGAGUAGGUGAGCCGAUGCGAUGGGUGGGGAAAGUGUUCUUAGUGAGCUCAGUAAAUCACGACAAUGAGAAGCUGCGAAGCAGGGUGUGUUUUUUACCUUGAAGAUUUUCUGUUCCUGUAGAUAGACAGAUUUUUCCGACCACAUGACCUUUCCUUAUUGAGAUUUAUUGGGGCACCCUCAAGAUAGUGGCUCUAUCCUAUGGAGCUAAUCCCUAUAAUAAGAAGGGACUUCCAUUUCUUCGGGGCAUAUUAAGCUGAUUUUUUGAAGCUGAGACAAAGCAAUCACUAGAUAACUCCUCUUAUGGCCGCAGCAUUACUUAACUUAGUUAGCAUCACAAAUAACUGUUUAGACAUAAUCUAUCGCAUCUUUACAGCAUGAAAUGCUGAAAAAUACUACAUAAACUAUGAUAUCAAAGAUUUAUUUAUUAGUGCAGGAUGCUUAGCUAAGCUUGAAGCUUUAACAAACCAUAUGAAUGAAAAUAUUUCUGCAAUGUCUUUACACAUCAUCAAGGAGAUCUUUGAAAAUAAUGAGCCUGAAAUAGUAUUUGAAGGCGAUUCAGUGUUUGACGAUGUCAUUAAUUAA